AUGUCGAUGACCCUUGAAGAAGCACAAGUGCCCCGCGAGCCUAAGCCCGUACCCUCAGGCCCGGACAAUGUUCUCGAGCAAUUCAACCUCAAAGACCGUGUUGUCGUCGUCACAGGUGCCGCCGAAGGCAUCGGCGGUGCCGUCGUAGACUCGAUGGCCGAAGCCGGCGCCAAUGUAGCACUCUGGUACCGCUCCAACGACAAGGCCAUCACGAAAGCCGAAGAGUUGGCAAAGAAGCAUGGAAACAAGUUCAAGGCAUACCAGAUUGAGAUUUCAGAUCCCGAGAAGGUUAAAGAGUUGGUCGCUAAGGUUGUUGAGGAUUUUGGACGGCUGGAUGUCAUGGUUGCAAAUGCUGGUAUGGCCAUCUCGAAGCCCAUCUUGGAGACUAGUGUGGAAGAGUACAAGAAGCAGUUUGCUGUCAACGUUGACGGUGUCUUUUACUGUGCAAAAUAUGCUGGAGAGCAAUUCAAGAAGCAGGGCAAGGGCAAUCUGAUCAUCACAUCGAGCAUCUCGGCACAUAUUGUCAACGUGCCUGUGGACCAGCCUGUAAGUCUUUACCCUCUUCCCACAAUCUCCUGCUCUUUCUCAUACAGAUACUCUAGGNUCUACAACUCUACAAAGGCAGCUAUCACCCACCUAGGCAAGUCUCUAGCCAGGGAAUGGCGCGAGUUUGCUCGUGUGAAUAUCGUCUCACCCGGCUUCUUCAACACCAAGAUGGGCGCAGGCGAAAGCGUCAUCAACGAGGCAUAUCGUAUGACUCCCAUGGGUAGACAGGGCGACGUCCGUGAGAUCAAGGCUCUCUAUCUGUACCUUGCCAGCGACGCUAGCAGCUACCAGACCGGUAGUGAUACUGUGAUCGAUGGAGGCUACAUCUUGCCUUGA
Aureobasidium uvarum is the source of this 882-nucleotide messenger RNA. The record is from the annotation of a GenBank genome assembly. NCBI's taxonomy places the organism in Eukaryota, Fungi, Ascomycota, Dothideomycetes, Dothideales, Saccotheciaceae.